AUGGCGUAUAUGCGAUAUACUCAUGAGUAUAGGAAUACCAGUUCCUACUUGGAGCUCAUAAUCACCAAUGAGAAGAAGGGGGUCCAGAACAGGCGAAUUCAUAUGGCGACUGCAAAACGUUUCCAAGCGCGCCCGGCCAGAUUACCUCUUGCACAUCGAUAUCGUAUGGCUGAUUUGUACUACAACGGGAUUACACCGGGAGCUUGCUGGGGCGCACCGUUAGCCGUCGGAUUUUUCAAUCGAAGUAAAAAGUACACCAAUGCAUCACAGCUAUAUUUUCAGAUAUUUCAUGCCUACGUUUAUCCGUUCUUAAAUCACAUGAUAGCGCCUAAAUGCAGUAUAAGAUCGAAGAUCAUAUAUUCAAGGGAUUUAACGCAAACAGGGUCACCCUCAACCACCAAUCAGAGAGAAAUCCUGCCACCGGUGCCUGAGUCUCCCGAGACUAGCUAUAAUUCUAGGGAUCUUCAGAGAAUACCUCUGCUUGAUAUAGUUGCCCCAUGUAUAUUCUUAAUUGGGCGACAUUCCGUUGUGCAUUAUAGGGUAGCGCAUUCUGCCGUCCAGUACAUUAUUCUACCUAUGGACCAUCGAAAUUUGAAUAUUGGCCGCCGGCCUCUUAAGGCUGAAUAA
Molecule: messenger RNA, 627 nt
Organism: Morchella sextelata
Lineage: Eukaryota; Fungi; Ascomycota; Pezizomycetes; Pezizales; Morchellaceae
Exons: 12
Coding region: 1-627 (208 amino acids)
Source: RefSeq, a predicted model, not a curated record